This is a messenger RNA of Phodopus roborovskii (desert hamster), 1466 nucleotides long. RefSeq names its product cyclin D1 binding protein 1 (gene Ccndbp1). Gene Ontology annotation, biological process: regulation of cell cycle. The record is from RefSeq and is a predicted model, not a curated record. Gene Ontology annotation, cellular component: nucleus. Bases 44 to 1111 code for a protein of 355 amino acids. The transcript is spliced from 11 exons. Lineage: Eukaryota; Metazoa; Chordata; Mammalia; Rodentia; Cricetidae.
GGCUUAAGCGUCCUGACUAUAGAGUCCCCUGUGAGAGGCUGCGAUGGCGAGCUCGGCAGCCGCAGCCCCCUUCCUUGUUCCGCCUCUGGAGCAGCUCCGGCACCUGGCAGCGGAGCUGCGGUCGCUUCUGCCUGGAGUGAGGGUCGGCGAAGCCCAGGAGACAGCCGAGGAAUUCAAUCGAGAGGUGUUUUGGAGAAGACUUAAUGAGGCCGCAGUGAACCUGUCAGGGGAAGCCACGAUUCUGACUACACUUUUCUCCCGACUUCCACUGCCAUCUCCACGGGAAACCCAGAGGAUCUGUGAGCAAAUUCAUGUUGGCAUCAAAGAAAUUAUUGCAGUAUAUUAUUCACUUCCUAAAAAUCAAGGGAUCACCCUGAGAAAGCUGGUGCGGAAUGCUACUCUGGACAUUGUGGAUGGCAUGGCUCAGCUCCUGGAAGUGCUUAUCUCUCCAUCUCAGAGCACUGAGAACAGUGACCUUAUUUCCUGCAAUAGUGUCUCCGUAGCAUGCCAACAGGUGCCUGAGAUUCCAAAAGAUAACAAGGCUGCAGCCCUUUUGAUGCUGACAAAGAGUGUGGAUUUUGUGAAAGAUGCACAUGAAGAAAUGGAGCAGGCUGUAGAAGAAUGUGACCCUUACUCUGGCCUCUUGAAUGAUUCUGAGGACAACUCUGACAGCCACAAUGAUGAAAAUGGUGUAUUAGGGCUUCCAAGCAAUCGGGACUCAUACUGGUCAGAAGAAGAUCAAGAGCUCAUAACCCCAUGCCUUGCGUUGGUGAGAGCAUCCAGAGCUUCCCUCAAGAAAAUCCGGAUCUUAGUGGCUGAGAAUGGGAAGAAGGAUCAAGUAGCCCAGCUGGAUGACAUUGUGGAUAUUUCUGAUGAGAUCAGCCCCAGUGUGGAUGAUUUGGUUCUGAGCAUUUAUCCACCUGUGUGUCACCUCACUGUGCGGAUCAAUUCUGCAAAAUUGGUAUCUGUUUUAAUAAAGGCGCUUGAAAUUACAAAAGCAAGUCAUGUGACCCCCCAGCCAGAAGAUAGCUGGAUCCCUUUACUCAUUAAUGCCAUUGAUCAUUGUAUGAACAGAGUUAAGGAGCUCACUCAGCAUGCAGCCAACUCAUGAGCUUUCUCUUCUCACUCUCACAGCCAAGCUCCAAUGUUUGCUUUUAUUUAUUUAUUAUUUUUUCCCUGUGUCUGCUUUUAGAAGUGGAGCUUUGAUAGGGUGCUUGCUGGAUAGAAAGGAAGCUCUUGUCUGUAUUUCAUAAGAGAUUGUUAUCAAAAUUGUAGGCUAAGACAGAUUGUCAGCUAUCUAUAACACUUAUGAGUGUGAUAUGCUUCUGUACUAGACACAAAUUUUUGCUCUGAGCUGUUUCUUGGAGAUUCUUAAGGAAGUUGUCCUAUUCUCUAUUUUACAGUAAAGUAUAUUGUUUUAUUAAGAUUUUGAUGAUCUCAAUAAAGUGCUAAGCUAUGUGAUUAAA